AUGAAGUCGACACUCUUCUUCUCCCUCGCCGCGACGGCGAUUGGUCUCGUGAGCGCCGACGAACUCAAGAUCGACAAGACACACAGCGUCGAAUGUGAGCGCCGUACGCAGAACGGAGACAACAUUCACAUGCACUACCACGGCAGCCUUGCGGAUUCGGGCAAGAAGUUCGAUGCCAGCUACGAUCGCGGGCGGCCAUUGACCUUUGUGUUGGGAUCCGGACGUGUCAUCAAAGGUUGGGAACAGGGUCUGCUCGACAUGUGCAUCGGUGACAAAAGGACCUUGACCAUUCCCCCCAAGCUCGGAUACGGACAGCGCGCUAUGGGGCCUAUUCCCGCCGGAUCGACGCUCAUCUUUGAGACCGAGUUGGUGGGCAUCGAUGGCGUCGAGCCGCCCGAGACUAUCGAACCCGAGGUCCUCGUUGAGGAGGUUAAGACAGAAGCGGAGGGCGUCGCAGAAAAGGUCGCCAGUGCCGCGGCCGAGGCCGCAGACGCGGCCAAAACCAUGAUUGCCGACACAGACGAUAUCGAGGGCCACGAGGAGUUGUAG
Molecule: messenger RNA, 549 nt
Organism: Emericellopsis cladophorae
Lineage: Eukaryota; Fungi; Ascomycota; Sordariomycetes; Hypocreales; Bionectriaceae
Product: fk506-binding 2
Exons: 5
Coding region: 1-549 (182 amino acids)
Biological process (GO): protein peptidyl-prolyl isomerization
Molecular function (GO): peptidyl-prolyl cis-trans isomerase activity
Source: RefSeq, a predicted model, not a curated record